Messenger RNA from Physcomitrium patens, 3740 nucleotides. RefSeq lists its product as uncharacterized. The record is from RefSeq and is a predicted model, not a curated record. NCBI's taxonomy places the organism in Eukaryota, Viridiplantae, Streptophyta, Bryopsida, Funariales, Funariaceae.
GGAUUCUGUAGCUAAAAUUGUCAGUUGCUUGCCGGACUCUUCCUUGGGUAGUGUUUGAGUCACGUCUGAGCUUUUUUCGAAGCGCACGAUUGAGUCAAGAGGUUGUGGUUGAGUGAACGUGUCGGAGUAGCGGCAGUGUUCGAGUGAUGAGUUCAUAGCUGCGGAGUUUUUUCGUUUUUAUCCAUUUAUUUAUUUUUAUUGGGAGGAAUUUCGAGUUGUGAUUUGAUGACGCUCACAGGGAUUCAGGGGUUUUGGUUUUACAGGUUUGUGGAUUUGGAAAGAAUGAAUGUUUCGUUUUCGUUGGGGAUGGUAGGUCUGUUGCACUAGAAUUGGUGGAUGCUGAUUUUAUUGGUUUUUUUUUUGGAUCUUUCAUUUGUAGAAAUAAGCGUCUACUGUGUUCCGGAAAAUAUGCUUGCGUUUCUUGGACCUUGUAUAUCUAAGUAUGCCCUGUUGUGAUAUUUUUGAACUCUCAAGAACAGGAUAGUAGGGUCUGAUGGAGAGCAGUUGUAUUUCACUUGCAGAACGAAGUCAUUCUCUACUGAUAAAUUGUUAAAUAUUUCACCUAUUGAAUGCGACUGAUCUGAUAGAAUUGAUGGCUCCGGUCUGUCGUGGAUAUCCACCCAUGUCACUUAAGAGAUUCGUCUGCCACGUCUCAAUGUGUCUACAUAGACAUGUUGUGAAGAGAUCUGGAGGGCGAGGGUGUUAAUUUUGGUUAUGUGGUAUUUUGGCGUCAAUCGGAAUUGCAUGUUUCCAAUGGAACUAGAAGAAGUGCAAACAAUCCUCAACGCAUGAGAUUUUUACGCUUUUUAGUUGAAUUUGUUAUGCUGUUUUGUGCCUCUCUUCAGCUUUGAACCGUGUAAUUAUUUUGGAUUUCGGUAUGGUCAUCGAUUCCUGUUGAUAAGUGGAUCGAAGGCGUGUGUGUGUUGCGGAUUUUUCCUCCUCAACCGCUAUGGUCAAGUCGUGUGUUCUGAGCAUGAUUGUAUGUGGUAAUGCCUCCCUGUUGUUUGAUAAUGAGAAUAGUUUUUUUACUUUGUUUCCUGGCUUUUGGGGUUACCAGUGGCUAAAAGCUAUGAGUCAUGUGGGAAAUGGUGGUUGUGUUCUAAUUUCAAUAUCCUCGCAUUAAGGAUGUGUUGUCUGUAAUUUUGACCUCUACAUCUUCGUGGCAUGCUCCAGGGAGGAAUAAUUCAUGACAAAAUGAGAAGACAGAAGCUUGAUGCAACUGGCAUUCGUUGCACAGCCAAUUCGGAAAAGCCUUUGCAAAUGUUUUUAGCCACAGGAUAGCCUCCGAUCAAGGUUUUAAUUACGCGAACGGUGGAUCGAAAUUUUUUACUUGUGUUCCUACACCAUAUUGGGAACGUAUUCUGCUGAUUGUUGCGUAGCGGAAAGGCUGAUUUAGCUAUUACGAAUUUCGAAGAGGCCACAAUACUUUGCUUCAUUCUGCAAUCAAUUACCCUGUGCUCUAUAAUCGGAAGUUUGUAGUAGAAAGAUUUCAAACAUGUCAGACAUGGGGCUACCAGUUCUAAUCAUGGGUCGGAAAGCGUGGCUAAAGUUAGCUGAGCCUACAAUGAUUGAAAGUUUCGCUUUGAAAUCUGGGGAGCUGUCCUUACUUACGUGGGCGCUGAUGAUCUCGGCUGCAUUUGUCAUGUUUGGUCUGUGCCUCUCAUCCUAUCUUUUAUUUCACCACCUAUCAGGCUACAAUAAACCCACGGAGCAGAAGUGGCUGAUAGGUAUCAUUCUCAUGGUUCCUGUUUAUACUAUUACGUCGGUUUCAGUUUUCAUCAUUAUGUUUUCCCAUGUAUUCGAUAUACUUCGAGAUCAUCGGCAAUUGCUACGAAGCAUUUGCGUUGUAUUCCUUUGGACGGUACCUCAUUGCUUGCAUGGGAGGAGAAGAAUCGGCUGUUCAGAGACUGAUCAAGCAAGGCGCAGAAGGAGGAAACGACCCUUUGCUUGAUAAGGAAGAGGGGCCACAUGAGGUGGUUCAUCCAGUCCCUCUUGGAUGGGUCAUGCACAACUGGAAGCUUGGUCGUUCUUUUUUCGACUCCGCUAAGUUUGGCAUUGUUCAAUAUAUGAUAAUCAAGGUAGGUUGCUCGUGGGUGGCGUUUAUUCUGAAUAUGUUUGAUUUAUAUGGCGAAGGAGAGUUCGAUUUCUCCAUGGGGUACCCGUAUAUUACAGUUAUUCAGAAUUUCAGUCAGAUGUGGGCCCUCUACUGCCUCAUCCAGUUUUAUUAUGUCACGAAGCAUCAGCUUCACGAAAUUAACCCUCUCGCUAAGUUUCUGUGUUUCAAAGCUGUCGUCUUUGUGACAUGGUGGCAAGGUGUGAUCAUUGCGUUGCUCUUUGAUACGGGAUUAGCAAAGAAGUGGCUGCCGAGUCACACCUCACAAGAGCAGACUGAUAUGCUCCAGACCAAUUUUCAAGAUUUCCUUAUCUGUAUUGAGAUGGCCAUUGCUGCAGUAGCGCAUAUUUAUGUCUACCCAGCAGUGCCAUAUCGAAGGGAAAGCUCUAAAAAUUUGAACAAGCUUGACAGUGUUGCCUCUGAGUUGGAAGAAGACAUUGAAGUUGCUGCUACUAGUUUAAAGGAAAGCGUGAAAGACGUUGCCGUGGGUGGCGGAGAACAUGUUGUAGAGGACGUGAAGACAACUGUGGCACAGGUAGUUGAGCCUGUCGAGUCCGGUAUUACAAACUUGAAUGAAACAUUUCAAGUAAACGUUUCAAAAGUAAAUGCAAAACUACAAGACAACGUCUCAAAAAUAAAUGAAAACGUUCACGAAAAGGUAGAGAAGUGGGGCGGCAAGAGGAGCCAAGAGGUUCGCAAAGAAGGUCAGUAUCUUGUAAACCAAGGCGACGCGGAUGACACCGACAUAGUGCAGACAGAGGAACAUGUCCGUGUCGAGCACGAGACCGACAAGAGCGAAAGUUCAGGAAGGUUGCAUUCAGAACAGUCCAGUGCUGAAACCGGAGUUAUGAAAGAGGAGGUUUCAGGUACAACAACUAGCCGUAGUGCUGGUGAGGAUGUCCCAAGAGAGGAGACCACCAGUUUCACUCAGCAAAAAGAGAAAAAAGGAAAAGCAGAAAAGAGAGAAACAAGCAGCGAGACUAAAGAGAUAGACGAUCGUGGGAGAUUAAAGAAGGACGAGGGCUUGAGUGUAGAUGAAAUGUACCACCUCAACAACACAGGUGAUGUUGCGAAAAAGGAGACGACUGCACACAAAUUUGAGAAGAAUGAUGCAGGAGAAGUUGUGAAGGAAGAAAGAUCAGAAGAGCGAGAAGAAUUGGACGAAAAUGGUCACAUGUCUAAAAAGGAGGUGAAGAGGAAUGUUGAAGACGGGCAAGUUGUGGACGCUUUGGACGAUAAUUGUCAGGGUUGAGCAUUCUGAAAACGUUGGAGCAAGGAUUCAUCCUGGCUAAAAACUCUCUCCCAGUAGGGUUCAUCUGAGGAACAACCUGCUAUGUACAGUAUGAAUCUGCGAAUCGUUUUUGACCAGAGCAAGCUCAGAGAGGGUAGUGCCUGAGCAGACUGGUCAGCCCUUGCUGACAGGUGUAGAAUAUGAUUAAUCUAAGUCUGGUAAUCUUCAAGUAAGCUUUGAAUGCAUGUGUAAUAGGAUUGCUAGACCUUCCAUGGAAGCCACACUGCUGAAAUCCAACGCGUUGUUUACUUGAAGUUUCUGUGGAGAAAUUUACUGAAAUCAAAUUUGCAGGUUGUGAGGUUUACAACUUAUACUGGUGAUAAUCACCUGGAUCAA